This is a messenger RNA of Physcomitrium patens, 4670 nucleotides long. RefSeq names its product protein NLP3. Gene Ontology annotation, molecular function: protein binding; DNA-binding transcription factor activity. Lineage: Eukaryota; Viridiplantae; Streptophyta; Bryopsida; Funariales; Funariaceae. The record is from RefSeq and is a predicted model, not a curated record.
CCAAAUAUGGCGGAGAAUCACAGGCAAUAAGGCGCCACCGUUCGUUUCGUUUCUUUCUUCUGCAUUUCCUUCCUCUUCUUCCUCCUCGCUUGCCUGAAUUUUAGAAGUGUAAUUCGGUGGCUGAUCAGUGCCGUGCCUGUUUAGGCGGCAUUAGCAUUGGUAGCGAAGUAGAAGGAAUUUUGGUUUGUUUCAUUGUGGCGAGUCUGGUGAGGAAUCAAGGUGUAGGGAAGUGAAGGGAAGGGGAGAGAGCGAGAGAGCGAGAGAGAGAGAGAGAGAGAGAGAGAGAGACGGGGUGGAGAAGUGCAGGUUGCGUCUGGGAAGAUUGAUCAUGGUGUCAAUGCAGCUUAUCUGUGGACGCUGAAAGGUUAUUAAAUUCGCGGUGGAGUUUAGAAGAACAUGCCACCGUCCAAGACGGAGGUGGCGAUGGGUGCAAACUCUGGUGAAAUAGGGUCCAAGUUCGUUGUGGAUGAUAGUUUGUUGUCAGAUUUGAUGGACCUGGAUCCUUUAAGUGAGCAAUUAGGAGAGGAGUCAUGGAUGAAUGGCGGCAGCGGCAGCGAUAAUUGCGAUUUUAAUUUAACAUCUUACUCCGUGUCAAGUAGCGAGAAUUGCUAUGCUUCCAUAUCACCCUCCUCACCCCCAACCUCGCACUCAUCAUCGAUUUUCUCUCAGACCAGUGAAGCUGAUUUAGACGCCUUGCAACUCCUCCAACAAGUCUUUGAUGGCUCUCCGUCUCCUUUUUCGCCUCCGUUGAGUCCAAGUCCUGUAGGUGAUGGCAACAUCACCAUGCUUUUAGCGGAUCAAAACAUUAUAACCACAUCAAACGCGAUGGAGUAUACAGAUCCAUCCGAAAAAUGUCGGAUUGACACGCCCUUUCUGGCAAUGCCAAAUGAAGAAGAGGAGGAUGAAGCCGAAGAAAAAUCCGGGCUUUCGGAGGAGGAGAAGGUAGUUGAGGAAGGGGGAACAAGAAAGAGAACGUUGGCACGUGCACUCUCAAGCUCGCCGGUGUGUCUCCGCGAUCGUCUGCUGCAGGCUGUGCGCUACAUCGGCCGCUUCCGGAUGGACGUGCUGGUACAAAUUUGGAUGCCACAGCAAACGAGCAGCAACCCUCAGAAGCGGAUUCUUACCACGCGAGAUCAGCCAUUUAUUUUGGAGCAGAGAAAUGACAAGCUAUUGCAUUUUCGGAAUGCCUCCGAGAGUUAUGAAUUUGCAGCCGAGGCUGGGAAUAGCGGCUUGGGCCUCCCCGGUCGUGUGUUUGUGCAUCAGAUGCCGGAGUGGAGUCCCAACGUCCAGAUUUACAACUGCCAGGAGUACCUACGACAUCUAGAAGCACAGCGCUGUGACGUGCGUGGAUCACUUGCACUCCCUGUCUUCGAGCCCACCACUCUUCAGUGUGUUGCAGUUAUUGAGCUGGUUGGUUGCACCGAGAAGAUUCAAUUUUUCUCCGACGUGGAUAUAAUCUCACGUGCCGUGCAGGCUGUGCAUUUAUCAUCCGUAAACAGUUUGGAGACGCCUGUUCCUGAGAGGCUGUCACUGGGUCGACACUCGGUCCUGAACGAGAUUGCGGAAGUCUUAACAGCCGUGUGCGAGACUCAUAAACUACCACUCGCUCAGACUUGGGUCCCUGCGUGUCGCUAUGGCAGCAUGGAUAUCAAGGUUCACCAGAGUGGCAGCAAGAGGAUGCGGUCCGAGAAUGGAAGCUUUUUGAGUCACAGCGCAUCCUCAUGUCCUUGUAACAGUGAAAUCCUCCGGACUGGUGAUGGUCCAUGUUAUAUGAACGAUGGCCGGAUUUGUGGCUUUCGCCGAGCCUGCCUGGAGCAUAGCGUUGAGACAGGUCAGGGAGUGGUUGGCAAGGCUUUCGAAACAAACCAACCGAGCUUCGAUUCCGAUGUGAAAACCCAUUCUAAGGCCGAAUAUCCUCUUGCACACUAUGCUAAAUGUUUCGGUCUUGGGGCAGCUGUGGCCAUUCGAUUGCGGAGCGUUCGCACUGGCAAUGACGACUUCAUUUUGGAGUUUUUCCUCCCCCCCACGUGCGUGGACAGUAAGGAGCAACAAUUGCUGCUGAAUUCAUUGUCCAUCACAAUGCAACGAACUUGCCGGAGCCUGAGAACCGUUACAGAUAAGGAGCUAGAAGAAGAACGUAGCAGGACCGGGAACGGAAACGUCGUUGUGAAGAUUGAAGCUAAAGAAGAACCAAACGAUGGAGGGUCUGUCUUAUAUCCACAGAAUCCAAUCGGAAAUCAAGAGGGGAUGUUGUUUACUUCAUCAGGUGAUCGAGACCAAGAUCAAGCAACACACUAUCAGAUUCCGCAACCCUCUCUUCUCAAUCAAUUUUCAUUCCAGCGCAAUUCAAACUGGCAACCAUCCGAUUCACUUCAUCCUGGCGAACCGCAACAUCACGCAUCAUACAUCGAUCCUUUGGGUAAUCACGCUCUUGGUUGCUCAAACACAGCUCAAGAUGCUGCAUCGCAAAGGCGUAGGCUUGAUAGAAGGCGAGGAACAACAGAAAAAACGAUCGGCCUCAGCGUCCUUCAACAAUACUUUGCGGGUAGCUUGAAAGAUGCUGCCAAGAGCAUUGGUGUAUGUCCAACAACGCUCAAGAGAAUAUGUAGACAACACGGAAUCUCAAGGUGGCCUUCUCGAAAAAUCAAUAAAGUUAGUCGAUCGUUGAAAAAAUUGCAAGGAGUGAUUGAUUCUGUGCAAGGAGCAGAUGGUGCUCUACGAAUAAACGCACUAACAGGAGAUAUCACCACCGCGUCUAUGGCCGUUGAUGCAAGCACUGACCAUAUUGGUAGCGAUGGUGCGUGCGCGAAAAGCAAGUGGUGUGUCUCGUGGUCCACUCCAGCCCUUCGCAAUCAUGAGUUGGAGGAACAUAAGGUGCGUGGUGACACUUUGUCGGUGCCAGAAGAGGAAGAUCGCAAAAAGCAUGAUUCUUGUUCGCCUCAAUCGGUGCUUAUGUCAAUCCUUUCCUUUCCAACGGCUAAAUCUAGUCGAAUUUGUCAAGCAAAUAAGAGCAGAGAUGGUUCACCUGCGGAGGACGGUAGCCCCAUGAUUGGACAUAACUCUGGUGGUAGAACAACACGCAUCUUGUCUCCGAGAAGAAACUUGACAGUUGGCACAGGGGAUGCAGCUGUCCAUGACGGGAUUACAGUUCAUCACAAUCUCCCAGUGGCUAGGAGUCAACAAGGUUCUCCGAUUUCGGGAUCAUAUGAUGAUAUCGUGUCCUCAACUUCCAAGGCUGGUUCUAUUAAAAAUGAACUGCCUGAAAGUAUGACAUCAUCUGGAUGUCAAACGCAAGCUCAUAACGAUGCCAAUGCUCAUGAAGCAUUUGAGGAGGUUUGUAUUAAAAAAUUGAAUGUUGAGGUACCUGUUUCAUCAAGUUCUCAUAGAGAAGAUGGGGAUCAAGAGAGAAAAGUAAUGGGUGGGUCGGGUACGUUCAACUCAGACUCCCCACGUUUUGGAUCUUCGACCGCUCAAGGAACUAGUGAUUGCAGUUCCCCAUCGUCUGAAGGCAAUCCAUCCUUGCAUAAGAAGACGUGGCCAACUCAUGGCGAUGUUGUGACGAUUAAGGUCACGCAUGAUGAUGAUACUGUGCGUUUUAAACUCGCCUGUGAUAAAUCUUACCUUGACUUGAGAGAUGAGGUAAACCAGAGGCUGAAGUUAACGAAGGUAACGUUUGACCUUAAGUACCUGGAUGAUGAUGAAGAGUGGAUGCUUCUUGCUUGCGAUGCCGAUCUCCAGGAAUGCCUAGAUGUCAUGCGUGCUUCUGGGCGGUCCGCUAUCAAACUCAUGGUACGCUGCAACGUCUCCUCUAGGGCUGGGACAACCUGCGUAGAUGACAAAUCUCAGAGUUGAUUCCGUUCUGGCUUCACGAAGCAAGUAGUAGCCUCGGCCAUUUCAGCUUGUCAUUCUACAAUGAAGUAACUGACUGUUAAAAAGGCAGGUGAAUACCUUGAUUAAGCUUCCGAAACGAAUGAUGCUGAGUACCAGAACAGUCUGAGUUCAAAUUUUGCACAUGCCGUAAGCCGCAAUAAGAAGGUGAAAAUCUUCCAUUUGGGACGUUUGGUUGAUGGGUUAGCCAUGCACGGUGCCCAAGAGUUAGCGAGUAACACUUGUAUUUUUUCGAAUCCUGUUUUUUUCCCAGAAAUUGAGGCAGGCCAUGCAUUUUGUACCGUAUUUAUACUGAAGUAGCAUAGAACGAUUAAAUUCAGAACAUGGCCACUACACCCGUGUCGUCCUUUAUUAGUGAAAUUCCCUGUACGCCUAUUGACAGGUUAACACGUCAUUUUUUUCUUCGGUGACAUAGAAAAUUAAAUUCGGUAGUACAGCAAAUUGUUGCCAGCUUUUAUUUCCAUUUAAACACAGUUUUGAGGUUGGCGACACUUGAAACUAGUGCAUUGUAGCACGAAUAGUGAGUUGGGAGCAAUUUUCUGAGUAAAUGAAGGCGGAAUGGACAAGGUCAUUUGGUGUAGUGGCCGAGUCCAGAACUCUAUGAAGUACGAUUUAGACAUGUUUUGAAUGUCGAAUCUGCAUGUACCCAUGCUAAACAAUGAAGCUGUGGAUGAAUCUAGUUUAGAGUAGCUGCUCAGUCUCCAAAUCCCCCUGUUUUGUAGUGCCUGUCUUCAUACAAAAUAAAAAUAAAAUGGCUCCAUUUCGUGGAUGGUUGUAGCUUA